Messenger RNA from Paramuricea clavata, 6801 nucleotides. Lineage: Eukaryota; Metazoa; Cnidaria; Anthozoa; Malacalcyonacea; Plexauridae. The record is from the annotation of a GenBank genome assembly.
AUGAUAGUACAUAAGCAACUGCGGCUUAGCUUGGCCUAUUGCCUGUGUCAACCUUUACUUGACUUGCACAUUGGUGGUAGCCCUCGUUCCACCCUCAGGACCAGGCCGGCCACCAGCAUACUUUCACGAUUGAAAGGGAAGCACUUUGCAAGUGGUGCAAAGAAAGGAGAUAAGAAGGGAAUAUGUAAAGUCUGUGGAAGCGAAAGGACAAGUAAAGGAAAGAGAAAGGACACAAAAACUUCUAAUAAGUGUCUAUAAUGUGACAUGUUCUUUUGCGAAGGAGUGUGUUUCGCAGAUUAUCACACCAAAACGAAGGUGUAACAUGUGACUAUUCUAAUAAAAUAUCAUAGUUAGGUAGGAACAUGACAAUUUUAGUGCUUUUUAGAAUACAUGUAUAAUAGUUUGUAUAAAAACAAAGCAAUCUGGGUGUGAAAUUUUGGGUUUUCAGAAAUCCAAGAUGGUCGCCAUAGAUUUUUGUGCAACGAUCCAAUUUCAUAAAACUCCAAUUUCUUCAAAACGACAAAUUGGAUUGAAACAAAAAUUUAUAGCUGCUUUGACUAUAUCCUCAAGAACUAAUUUGUAUUAUUUUUUAAAUAAACCAGAUUUUUCUAGACCUUGUAAAUUAAUUUGAAUUAAUGCAAUGAUGAAAAUUAUGCUAAUUAUUCAUCAAAAAUCUGUAAUUCAUCACCCCCCUGGCUACAGUAAGUACCGAAAUAUUUUUCAAAACCUAUUUUUUAAUAAUCUUCAUCCCAUAAGCUUUCAUAAAAUAUGUAGGUUUCCCUACUUGCUGCAAAUAACUUUCUUUUUUUUAUGGUUGAAGUUAUACUAUUACAAAUACAAUGUGAAUGGCUCCAAAAAUUCAGUAAUUUAUUCUCAAACAAAUAAAUGAACCAAGACUGCAUGUCGUAAUCUCUCUGAAAGGGCGAAGCAGUAACUAAAGGGUGUAUAUAUAGAGGCAUCUAACGGCAAGUGAUUUAACGAUCGCACGGAGGGGUUAUUAGAGACCUUACGAUUUUAGGACGGCAACGCGACGACGACGGCCAAAACAAACUCCCUCAAAUAAAUGGUAGUAUUAAAGCCCUCUAUUUGUUGUAUAUUAGUUUCUCAUCAGGAGCUUCUCCUAAAGUGGAUGCGGGCUGGCGGGCCAAUACCAUUAUGCCAUUAUUUGCUGGAUUUCCCCUCCCCAUAAAAUUUAUUUUGGAAAAGUGCGCAUUAAGCAUUUAUAUAGCAACUUUCUGAAAAACAGCACAAAAUCAGUAAGUGCAACUGAAAGCAUGUUUUCAUAAUUUUUUACCCAGAGCGUCUGGCGUUUUUCUCCCCUGCAGUACUGACUUCCGGUAGAACUUUUAUAGCUGAGUUUGGAUAUUUAAUAAGUGUGUACGUAAUGCGGGAAAAACUUGCAGUUUGGUUAUGAAAUUUUGUAUUUUAACUAACAUUUGGUUUGGGAACGUUUCUAAUUGUCGUUCUUUCAAAUUUCACUUUGAAGACAUCACAAAAUUUAUAAUAAUGGUCGAAAAUUGCAAUAAUAAUGGCGAACAAGGCCAUUUUCUUAAAAAAGCAUUCGGGUGGAGAUGAGAAUUAACUAAUAUACAGCAAAUAGUGGCCUAAAUACAAUUCGUGGUAUAUUAGCAAUCGUAUGAAUUUAAUACAAUCGUAUUAAUUUAAUAGGUUUUAUGUUUGGGAAGAGUUCUGCUGAAGCCAGUUUGAAGUUGCACUUGUUGCGGCUUGAAAUGCAGCCGUUGUAUCAAGACGUGAAAAUCUGUGAUUUGGCGUUGUAAAUAAAGCGAGGACAAUGUCUAAAUUAUUCAUAUAUUGCAAUUAUUGAAUUCUUUUUAAUUAUUUAUUGUAUUUGUAGCCGUUGCUGUCCUAAACCGUAAGUUGUCUAUUUAAAAAUCUGGGAACCAUGCAAGGUAAGGGGCGGACCAUUUGAUUUUUAAGGGGGGGGGGGUUGGAAGAUUCAGUCUGUGCAAGAAUUUUUUUUCCACCCAGGGAAUAAGACAGAUAUUUUUUCCUGUAAAAGUGCAGCGGAAGAUAUUUUUUUCCCAAUAUAUUUCGCGGCAGGAUAUUUUUUUAUUCCCCUCAUAAUAACUGCUUUAAGGCUUUCAUAUAGCUAUCGGACGUUAGCCAGGGUUUUCAGUCAGAGGAGGCCGAACCUGAAUCCCAAGAGGGGCCAAGGAAUUUUCACUGUGCUUUAUUUUAUAUGGUUAUGUCUUAAUGUUCCCCACACUAAAGCGUGCAGGUUUACUUACAAAAAAUGUAUAACUGCACCAAAACCUAAAGCAUGCACGGAUAGAGAAGAGUACUCGAAAGUGGGGGAGGUACAGUAUAUGAAUGACCUGUAACCUUGGGGGGUUCGGGGGUUCGAAAAUUUUAAAAUUUGAACCUCGGAAAUGCUAUUUCCUGCGUUUUCAGCCAUGGAUUCGUCCAACAACUUUUCUGUACUAAGCCUAAGGAACACUUACUGUCCUUUAUUUUAAACAAGGGAAAAUCACAAAAUGAGCUUUGAUUAAUAUGUAAUUAAUAAAACAAGAUUUCAAUAAUGCGAUUUUUAACUGCCCUCCGAAACAACAAUGUUCCACCAAAUAUAGCUCCGUAGCUUUUCAAUCGUUCAUACAAAUAGCUUGUUGGGGAUCGGGUGGCAUCCUCUUCAUAAUUUUUUUAAAAUCUAGACUCUCUAAACUGGCAUUUUCGCAUUAAAAUCAUCGUAUAUACAGUGCGUUCAACUUGCAUCCUGUACAUGAGCCUUUAAAGCUUUAAUAGUUUGGAGCUAUGUUAUCAAAAAACGCACACAGACUCAACCAUCCAAAAAUACUUUCUCUACCAUGCAUAUUAGAUAUGUAUAAAUAACUUAUAAACUUGUAUAUAUUUAAGCCCAGAUUUUCGCGAAAAAUUUAAGUAAAUACAAAAAUAAAAUAUAGCUUAUAAUUAGAGGAAUUAGCGAAAAUUGACUAUAUUCAUGACGCGCUUGUCAGGCGAAAAACAAACUGCCCAAAGAUUUUAUUAUUUAUACUAGUAGUCGUGUCGUAAUACUCAGUAGCUGAAAUAGAUUGGAUACCUGAUACCGUUGCAUUUAUGAGAAAAAAUAAUUUACCGCCAGCAUACAGUACUAACACGAAUAUUUAAUCAGCUGUCCGAAAGACAUAUUUAAAAAUACACAAUAUUGUGUUUGCUUCAAGUGAUCAGGAUAAUUUUUAGUUUAGGUUUAUGCCUAGGCAGUAAAUAAUAAAAUAUGUAAGUUUCAAGAAGAUAGAAUAAAAGCGCGAGAUGAACUGUGGGAUAUAAAAAAGCUCAACUAUCAACGUUUUUUGUUCAUUUUAUGAAUGACUUUUUCCAAACGAAAGUUUGAAGGAAAUCUGUAAUCUUAAGAAAUUCGAGUGGUCGGUUUUUAAACGGACUGCCUCUUAAGAAUUAAAUGGAACGACACGGCGAUUUUGCAUGAGCUAUCAAGUAGUUUUCUCCCACGUAAAACUUGCACAUCUGGGAAUGAAUUAGCCAUCGCCGAACAUCUUUCGACAUGCAGGUUUUAGUAGUGUAGUCUACAUCACGUGCGCCUAAAACGCGCAAGAUCUCCAGUUCGAUCUUGGGCGGAAACAAUGGAUUGAUGGUAAAAUAUUUUCUCAAAAAUGCCGCACUUACAGCAAUCCCUGCUCAUAUAUGUCUUUGGGAUGGGUUUGCACACUUGCCGAAGAAAUAUUAAAUAUUUAUUUUGUUUCCUUAAUAGCGUCAAAUAUGUUAACAAAAUACAAAAUAACAGUAACAGUAACGGUGAAUAACAUUUUGAUUUUUAAUCAACGUUUCGACUAGUUUGUAGUCAUCCUCAUGCAGGAUUAACAAUUGCACCAAUAUAUUCAACGGCCUCACGAAAUAAUUUAAAAUUUUCUGUCAGGAGUGGGAUUCGAACCCACGCCCACAUUAGUGGACCAGAACGCCCUUUGGCUGCGCAUCAACGAAGCAAGUUUGGAAACUUGAGUCUGGCGCCUUAGACCGCUCGGCCAUCCCGACAGCUGGAAACCUUUGUGCCUACUGUACUUUAAGUCAUUUUACUUUCUUAAUAAUGGAGAACAAAUAUUUCAUUUAAACCAGAAAAAUAUAUCCGAAUGGACCUAACUCAACAAUCGUUACUCACAUCGCACGUCAGUGCUCCUUCUGUUUGGUUUAAGAGAAGAAUCCAAAUGGAUUUAUGCAGAGGAACAAACUAAUGAAUUUUCUUUCAAUUUUUAUGUUUUGAUACUGGGGAAGUUUGCAAAUGGUUCCGAGCAUGCGCUUGUUUCUGUAGUGUAGCGGUCAUCACAUGUCCUUUACGCGCGCAAGGUCCCCAGUUCGAUCCUUGGCAGAAGCAUGCAUUUGGUGUUUUAUUUAUAGAAAAUCAAAAGAGCAAAAUUCCGCAACGGACAGAACUAGUGCUUCACCAGGCAAGUUUCUGUAGUGUAGUGGUCAUCACGUGCGCUUCACACGCGCAAGGUCGCCAGUUCGAACCUGGGCGGAAACAUACUAAAUAUGUUGCGGAGCCAGGCAGAAUUUAUCAAAUUUUAAUUCGCGUACAUGAUCUAUUGUGAGAAGGAAAACCAAUUUUUAUAGGCCGUUAAUUUGUGAUUCGCGAUACGGGUGCACCAUCAUCUUUUCCUUCUAUUCCUUCCAAUUCCACCCCGUUUUCGCCAUCGAAGGGAGAAGAAUUUGGGCAUUAUUUAUUACCUGUUCUAGCGUGAUCUUCCCCAAAAACUGUUUCACGCUAAACACUGAUUCAUUCAUUGACCGGCAGUCAAGAUCUGCCCUACCGCCCAAUAUUUAACGAAGCAAUUAAUUUGACAGCUGUUGCCCGCGAUUGAGCUCAAGAUUGAGUGACGGGAAGAACGCAAGAUUCAUUGUCAAUGUGCUGCUGCAAGCUGAAACCACGAAGAAAUUUUUUAGCUGGUUAGAGUUUAAUUAUUUAAGAAUUAAAUGGAACGACACCGCGAUUUUGCAUGAUCUAUCAAGUAGUUUUCUCCAACGUAAAACUUCAACAUCUGGGAAUGAAUUAGCCAUUGCCGAACAUCUUUCUACAUGCAGGUUUCCGUAGUGUAGUGGUCAUCUCGUGCGCCUAACACGUGCAAGAUCCCCAGUUCGAUCCUGGGCGGAGACAAUGGAUUGGUGGAAAAAUUCUGAUUACAAUUUUCUCUCGAUCAAAAGCAAGCAGGCAUAAAUUUGCGCAUAGUUAAGUGGAAAUAUUUUCUCAAAUAUCGCGCACUUACAGCAAUCCAUGCUCAUAUAUGUCUUUGGGAUGGGUUUGGACACUUGCCGGAAAAAUAUUAAAAUUUUUAUUUUGUUUCCGUAAUAGCGGCAAAUAUGUUAACAAAAUACAAAAUAACAGUAACAGUAACUGCGAAUAACAUUUUGAUUUUUAAUCAACGUUUCGACUAGUUUGUAGUCAUCCUCAGGAUUAACAAUUGCACCAAUAUAUUCAAGGGCCUCACGAAAUAAUUUAAAAUUUUCUGUCAGGAGUGGGAUUCAAACCCACGCCCACAUUAGUGGACCAGAACGCCCUUUGGCUGCGCAUUAACGGAGCAAGUUUGGAAAGUUGAGUCUGGCGCGUUAGACCGCUCGGCCAUCCUGACAGCAGGCAACCUUUGUGCCUACUGUACUUAACGUCAUUUUACUGUCUUAAUAAUGGAGAAUAAAUGAAAAAUAUAUCCGUCUGGAACUAACUCAAUAAUCGUUACUCACAUCGCACCCAUUCGCACGUCAGUGCUCCUUCUGUUUGGUUGAAGAGAAGAAUCCAAAUGGAUUGAUGCGGAGGAUCAAAUGAAUGAAUUUUCUUCCAAUUUCAAUCUUUUGAUACUUCCAAUUUUGAUCUUUUGAUACAUGCGCUUGUUUCUGUAGUGUAGCGGUCAUCACAUGCGCUUUACGCGCGCAAGGUCCCCAGUUCGAUCCUGGGCAGAAGCAUUCAUUUGGUGUUUUAUUUACAGAAAAUGAAAAGGGAAAAAUUCCGCAAGGGACAGAACUCGUGCUUCACCACGCAAGUUUCUAUAGUGUAGUUCUGUUCUUGCCAAAGAAGCCAGUCGUUUCCUUCAUUUUCAUGUUCAAGAUCGUUUUGCUUCCACCUUACUUGCUCUUCCUGAUCAAGGAAAAGUGGGACGUGCGCUUACUACCGACACCUUCGCCAAUGGUUCUACCUGGCAAUAUGAUGGCUUAAACAUUCGUUUCAGAGAUUGGCCUUUCAUUCACCGAGCUCGACUUAACUGCCUCCCAGUAAAUAAUGUGAAGAGUCGUUGGUCUAAUUCCUGUCCAAAAUGUCGCCAUUGCAACUCGGAUGAGACUCUCCCUCAUGUGUUGUGCCACUGCCUUCGUAACAUGCCUAGUAUCCUGCGGAGACACAAUACCAUAGUGGACCGCAUCGUCAACGCCGUUCAAAGUGGAACUAUCACCACCGACCAACAAGUUCGUGCAGCCAAUUCUCGUCUUCGCCCUGACAUAAUAGUAGAAGAAUAUAACAAAGUGCUAAUUAUUGAUGUAUGUUGCCCCUUCGAUAAUAAUGCUGAAGCCCUGCGUGAUGCUGAACAACGGAAACUUAAUAAAUAUGAAGGGGUGAAGCAAUUCUUCGUUGGUCAAGGAAAGCAAUGCGAGGUCUUUGGUUUUGUGAUCGGUGCCCUUGGUUCCUGGCAUCCAACCAAUGAAAACGUUUUACGACAACUUGGGAUGUCCAAACGAUAUCGUUCCUUGUUUAGGAAAUUGUGUUGCACUGACGCAAUCCAAGGAUCAACAAACAUUUACCGAGAACAUCUUGGAAUGACAGAGGGUUCUGUGGAUGCAGAUAACUCUGAGUAG